ACGUCUCACUUUGCGCCUUUGCGGUUGUGCUGAUUAGUGAUUACCGUUAGUGUUACUAGUUUCUGAUUUUCACGGUUUAAAUUUAAAAAACUCGGAAAAUCAUCAGCCGGUUGUCAUUGUAAGAACGUUUGUUUGAUAGAAUUACACCUAAAUCAACACGUUUUAAGUUCACAAUGGAUCAAUCCGAUGAAGAUGAAAACCCUUACGAUUUUGUCUUACAAUAUAAAAAACUUCAAAUGGAAAGAAAAAAUAAAGUUACCUCUGCCGAUGAUGAACAUCAACCAAUCGUCAAUAGUACUUUAAAUUCACCGAUUAAAACUUCCUCUACACAGUCUGAAGCAUUGACUAAUUCAGAUGUAAAUAAUACUGUAGAUUCAACAGCAAGUACUUCAAGCCAUACUAAAGGUCGUAGUCGCCGACCAAAAGGAAGAAAUUGUGCAACUCAAGAUUCUACUAAUGUGGAUGGACCAAUAAUAUGCAUAGGAGAUUUUUAUGAUGGUUAUGAUAUGCCAUCGCCAAUAGUACCUAAGGAAAAAACAUCUAAUGAUAAAAUGAUGGAUGAUGCUAACAAUAUCAUGGAUAAUUGGAAAAAAAGACAAAUCGAAGAAGCUGAAACAGAAGAUGAUUUAGCUUUAGCAAAUCGUGUUAUGAAUGUUAAAGUCUUUUGGCGACAAAUGCGUACAUAUCGUUUUCCACUUAGAAUGUUUCAGCCAAUUUCGGGUAUUUUUGAAUAUUUUGCAAAAUUAGAAGACAUAGAUCCUUCACAUGUUCAUUUGGAUUUACACAAAAAGACUCUUUCACCAACAGAUACUCCAAAUUCAAUCAACUACAAGAUAAUUGAUUUCAUUGAUGGUGAUAUUGAAUUUUAUAAGAGCCCUUAUGAUACACCCGCUGAUGUUUCUGAAGUUGAAGUUGAAAAACCACAAGACGAUUUUGUAAAAUUUUGUAUUAAGCAAAAAGAUACAAAAAGGCCAAUUAUUAUGGAGAUUAAAAAAACUGACAAAAUGCUGAUUUUGUAUAUCAAACUAUCAGAGUUGUUAGAUUUAGAUAUAGACUCGUUUACAUUGGAGUUUGAUGGUGACCAAAUUAAAAAAUCUGAUACAAUGGAAAGCUUGGAUCUUGAAGGAGAUGAAUGUUUUGAACUCUUCCCAAAAAAAACAAAGAAAUAGAUUAAGUAUUCGGAAAAUAAAAUAUUUCUUCUACUAAAUAUUUUUUUAUUAUUUKAUAUUAUUUUCAAUGAUUACUAUAAUUAUAAAUUUUGCCUAAUUUGUUAAGUAAGGAUAGAAAUUUAUUCUUUAAUGUACUCUUUCUGUUAUUAUGUAAUAUUAAAGUAUCAAUGUAAUCGUCCAAUA
This is a messenger RNA of Diuraphis noxia (Russian wheat aphid), 1352 nucleotides long. It is a transcript of the gene Rad60, whose product is annotated as DNA repair protein Rad60. NCBI's taxonomy places the organism in Eukaryota, Metazoa, Arthropoda, Insecta, Hemiptera, Aphididae. The record is from RefSeq and is a predicted model, not a curated record. Gene Ontology annotation, biological process: positive regulation of transcription by RNA polymerase II; cytokine production.